Messenger RNA from Rhinichthys klamathensis goyatoka, 1212 nucleotides. Its product is annotated as gastrula zinc finger protein XlCGF26.1-like. Gene Ontology annotation, biological process: regulation of transcription by RNA polymerase II. The record is from RefSeq and is a predicted model, not a curated record. The transcript has 2 exons. Gene Ontology annotation, molecular function: DNA-binding transcription factor activity, RNA polymerase II-specific; RNA polymerase II transcription regulatory region sequence-specific DNA binding. Bases 1 to 1212 code for a protein of 403 amino acids. NCBI's taxonomy places the organism in Eukaryota, Metazoa, Chordata, Actinopteri, Cypriniformes, Leuciscidae. Gene Ontology annotation, cellular component: nucleus.
AUGCAGGAAGUUCAAAACAAGAAGGACCAGGUGAGAGUGAAAGAGCAAAGACAAGAACUGAAUGAAGUGGAAGAGGAACAUCAUAACUUUACAAUUCAAAGAAAAAAAGCUAAAAAGACGCACACCUGCACUCAGUGUGGAAAGAGUUUCUCACGGAAAGGAAACCUUAACAUACACAUGAGAAUUCACACUGGAGAGAAACCGUAUACAUGCACUCAGUGUGGAAAGAGUUUCACUGGUGAAUCAGGUCUCAGUUAUCAUCUGCGCAUUCACUCUGGAGAAAAACCAUUUAACUGUGAUCAGUGUGGUAAAGAUUUUAUUUCAUCAUCACAUCUAAAAGAUCACCUGCAAGUUCAUUCAGAUGAGAAGCCUUAUGUGUGUUCUCUCUGUGGAAAGAGUUUUUCAAGGCUGGACAGUUUUAAACAGCACCAGAAAACACAUAAUGAAGUGAGAGAUCAUGUGUGUUGUGACUGUGGGAAGAGCUUUACUAGAGCUGGAUGUCUGAAAGAGCACCAAAGAAUUCAUACUGGAGAAAAACCUUACAAGUGCUCAUCUUGUGACAAGUGUUUUACUCGGUCUGAAUAUCUAAAAUCACACGAGCGAGUUCAUACUGGAGAAAAGCCGUACGACUGCACUCAGUGUUGGAAGAGUUUCACAGAGAAAAGAACACUUAAGAUACACAUGAGAAUUCACACUGGAGAGAAACCGUAUACAUGCACUCAGUGUGGAAAGAGUUUUUCUUGUUCAUCAACUCUCAGUGUUCAUCUGCUCAUUCACUCUGGAGAAAAAACAUUUCACUGUGAUCAGUGUGGUAAAGAUUUUAUUUCAUCAUCAAAUCUAAAAGAUCACCUGAAAGUUCAUUCAGGUGAGAGGCCUUAUGUGUGUUCUGUCUGUGGAAAGAGUUUUUCAAGGAUGUUCUGUUUUAAACAGCACCAGAAAACACACAAUGAAGUGAAAGAGCAUGUAUGUUGUGACUGUGGGAAGAGCUUUACUAUAGCUGAGCAUCUGAAACGGCACCAAAGAACUCAUACUGGAGAAAAACCUUAUAAGUGCUCAUAUUGUGACAAGAGUUUCUCUCAUUCCGAUUCUCUAAAAUCACACGAGCGAGUUCAUACUGGAGAGAAGCCGUACUACUGUACUCAGUGUUGGAAGAGUUUCACCAAAUUAAGUAAUCUAAGGACUCAUAUUAAAAAGCAUUGUUCUGUGUCAUAG